Molecule: messenger RNA, 171 nt
Organism: Ramularia collo-cygni
Lineage: Eukaryota; Fungi; Ascomycota; Dothideomycetes; Mycosphaerellales; Mycosphaerellaceae
Exons: 2
Coding region: 1-171 (56 amino acids)
Source: RefSeq, a predicted model, not a curated record
AUGAAAGCAUACGUGAUUAGAAUGGGUUACGGGGGUUUCCCCUUCGAGACUGUAGAGGAAGCGAUGCAACACGAAGAGUAUCGCGUGAAUUUCAAUCUCGACAACCCGCCGAAACGAGAUGGAUGUCGUUUGACCGCGGGACAUGGAGCGUGGACGGUUAUUCGAUACUAG